Molecule: messenger RNA, 2880 nt
Organism: Trichophyton rubrum CBS 118892
Lineage: Eukaryota; Fungi; Ascomycota; Eurotiomycetes; Onygenales; Arthrodermataceae
Product: cytokinesis protein sepH
Exons: 6
Coding region: 532-2880 (782 amino acids)
Source: RefSeq, a predicted model, not a curated record
CCUGCCACAUCUCAAACCACAAGAUAACUUCGACGGAAUGCUAUCUCCUGAAAAGUUGAAAGCCUUUGCAUCUCUUGAAGGGAUAACGGAGCUCUGCCAGACAGAUAACUCCGGUAUAGACAAUGACGGCCAGAUUAACGAUGCCAUGAACAAUGACGAACCCGACCCCUUGCAGACUAUUCGGCCACGUUCUCGAAGGUCUUUUGAUGACGAAGUAAUGCCGCCGCGCAGCCCGCGCAGAAGGCAUAGACAAUACCCGGUUUCUGCGUUUAGGAGAGGCCCGAUUAUAUCAUCAACUUCAGGAGUAGCGAAACCAAUUCGUCAACGACCAGCAAACUUUUACGAAGAGAGCUCUGUCGAAGAUUAUUCAGAUCUCAUUGAAGCAAAUGAUGAAGUGCUAGAGAGUAAAUUAUCUGCCAUGCCGGUAAGAACCAAUGGUGGUCGUUUUCUUUUAAAAUAAACCAUAAACCCUAACUUAACGGUUUAUAGGGUAUCGGACAGGAUGAAAGUUCAGCCCAUACACAACCUGUAAUGGGCCAAGAGAUCUUCACAGGCGAUGAAAACAUCCCCGUAAAACCAAGCGUACAUAGGAGGAAGAGAUCAGAAUUUGCUCGAUCUCGAUCAGCUAUCGAGAUAGAAAUGUAUGCCGAGGAUGAGGCUGACGAGGACUUCUCUGAUAUUCUCGGUGACAAUGAAAAUACCCUUGUCAAACUGGAGAGUGAGGAGGGCUCAGAUCGCAGCACCUUGAUGCUCAACUCGAAACUAUCAACAAACUCAUGGCUGGGAGACAUUGAUGACGAGGAUGAUCCAUUUGCUCAGCUAGAGGAAGGCCUGGACGAACUCGACUUGGAAGCUAACAUUGCACGAGAUAAAUAUGCACGGCUACGCAACCAGGUGGAGGGACUUGUUAGCUCUUUGAAAACCUCACAGGACGAUGAAGUUCUAGUAGAUAUCUCAGAGCAAUUGAUGACCAUAUUUUCAGAUAUGCCGGAAACCAAGUCUGUCAUCAUGAGUGCUCACGGAAUGCUUCCUAUCCUAGAAAUUUUAGACACCUGCAGGCGCCGGGAUGUGAUUUCUAACUUAUUGAAAAUCGUCAACGCCAUCAUCUACAAUGAUUACGAGAUUCAGGAAAACCUGUGUUUCGUUGGUGGCAUACCGAUUAUCAACAAGUUUGCUUCGAAGAAAUACCCAAGGGAAAUCCGUCUUGAGGCUGCCGCAUUUGUCCAGCAAAUGUAUCAGACAUCAACUCUGACAUUGCAAAUGUUCGUCAGUGCUGGUGGACUGAAUGUCCUUGUCGAAUUCCUCGAGGAUGAUUAUGAGGAUGAAAGAGAGCUUGUACUAAUCGGUGUAAAUGGUAUAUGGAGUGUGUUUGAAUUGCAGGGAUCAACUCCAAAGAAUGACUUCUGUCGGAUACUGUCUCGAAACUCGGUCUUGGAUCCCUUGUCCCUCGUCUUGAGCAGAGUACUUGAUGAGGAAGAGGGUGAAAUGGCAGAGGUCUGUGAGGCUCGCAUUUCUAACAUCUUCUUCAUAUUCUCACAAGCCGAAAGCCACGUUAAAGAGAUGGUGGCAGAGAGAACCGUAUUGCAUCGUGUAUUGAAAGAACUGAAGAGAAUGUCACCCAGUCCUCAGAUAACGAUGCUCAAAUUCAUUAAAAACCUCUCCAUGCUGUCCACAACUCUUGACUCUCUCCAAAACUCAAAUGCCAUUGAUGUUCUAACUGAACUCCUCCGAUCAACUAUGAAAAAGCCACAUUUCCGCGAAGUAUCAAAUCAGAUACUAAAUACCAUCUAUAAUAUGUGCCGUCUUAGCAAAUCGAGGCAAGAGGACGCUGCUUUGAACGGCAUAAUACCUUUACUACAGAAAAUCGUUAAAACAGAACGACCGUUGAAAGAGUUUGCGCUUCCUAUCCUCUGCGACAUGGCGCAUUCCGGCAAGGUUGGGCGCCGUGAGCUUUGGCGCAAUAAAGGGUUGACAUUCUAUAUUUCCUUGCUCUCGGAUCCAUACUGGCAGGUCACAACUCUAGAUGCUAUUUUUACUUGGCUCCAAGAAGAAACUGCCAAGGUCGAAGAGUACCUCCUCGAUACCCAACAUGGAGACUCUUCGUUUACCAUAGCUAUUAUCCGAUGCAUGACAAUAUCAAAAGCAAAUGCCUUUGAAAACCUCCUUGAGCCUUUGCAAAAGUUGCUUCGACUAAGUCCCGCGAUUGCAGCUACCUUUGCCAGGCCCGAUAUGUUUGAACGCAUUGGGCAAAAAUUACAGCAUACUAAACCAUCCGUUAGAGUGAACCUAUUGCGAAUCCUAUCUACGAUAUGCGAUUCCAGUCAAGAACAAUGUGGCCUGCUUCGUCGUUACGGUUUACUUGAUGCUAUACGAGAACUGCAAAAAGACUCUCGUGUCCUUGUGAGAGAGCUCGCGGGUCAACUAGUGAAGAACAGCGAAGAUAGCGAUAAUGCAAGUUUGAAUGGAUCAAAACGAAGGCAAAGACGAAGAAGUACAUCUACAGCUGCCCCCCCUAGUCUAAUCUCCAGCCACUCCAUGCCAGCUUCGCCUCAAGUGACUAGACCAAUUUCCCAAAAGCCAUAUUACGAAGGCCGAGAGUCUUCUCGCCGUCAGAACGGACUCGAUAGUUCUCUAAACCUCCGUCCUGGGAGCCGGGAUGGUGGAAGGCCACCAAAUAUCCAUCCUGGUCUGUCGGGCAACAGCAGCACAGGAUUACCGGGCAAGACACCGCGGCUGAAUCAUAGAUUAUCACAACAACUGCUUCCCGGCUCAUCGCAAAAGGAGGAAAUCAGGACCCCUACCACUACACGAACACCGUCCCUCCUUCAACCAUCAUCACGGAGGCGCAGACAAACCAAUACCAGCUCAAACUGGUCUUGA